Pelagomonas calceolata is the source of this 928-nucleotide messenger RNA. Lineage: Eukaryota; Pelagophyceae; Pelagomonadales; Pelagomonadaceae. The record is from the annotation of a GenBank genome assembly.
GGCGACUAAAGCCGCAAGCGGUGCGAUAUUUGCCUCAAGAGCGUAGUUGGCAUCGAUAAUGCUGCGACACGCCAGCGCCGUCGCGUUCCGCGGCUCGCUCGUCGCACGCUCAGCCAGCACCACCACGAGCAGCGCUUGGCCUGCAUUUUUAGCUCCGGUCGUAAACCGAGUCACCGAUGGUGCUGGACUAGGAGAACUCCAGCGCCUCAAAGCAGCGGUAAAUGAGGCAGAAACGGCGCACGAGGCCGCCGUGGCCCAACGGGCGGAAGCGUUACGAGCGCACGAUUCAUUAACACAAGGCCGGUCCUCGACACAGGCCGACCUCACCGUUCUAUUGCAGCGCCGCGACGCCUGGGACGCCGACGACGUCAAGAAAUUCACGCGCUUGACUUCGGAUGAACACUCUCUGAAAACGCGGAUCUCGGAGAGCUUAAUCACGAGGGAAGCGUCCGAGCGCGCCGCCGAGGCGGCCGAGCGGGCAUUUCUAAAAGCGGUGCGGUCCCAGUACCACGGCGAGCUCAUGUGGCAGGAGAAGUAUAGAGCGUUGUCGCUGUAUAGCACCUGGGCUCUGAUCGUCGUGAACUCGCUAGUCUUCGUCGGGUCUGGCAUUCACAGGAGCUACGCGGACCGGGAGCGCCUGGCCGAGGUCGAGCGGGCCGCGUCGGAAUUGAGCGCGGCGUCGCAACGCGCGUCGGAUGCCGCGUCGGCCGCGGCUCAAAUUGCUGCCGACGCGGCCGACCGCGCGGCCGCCGCGCUUGCGGCGUCACAGGUCAAGCCGGUGCGGCGCUGGCCCGCGGUGGCCGCCGUCUGGACCGCUGUAGUUGAGCGUGCCAAGCGCCUCUACGCGGCCGCGGCCGCCGAUCGGCGCGCGCCGGCGGCGGGCAGCGUGCUGAUCGGUCUUCUGAUAUAUGCGUGGCGGUGGCGGUGA